AUGGCCGUGAUGGCGGCAGGCACUGGUUCACGCGCGCUUGCUGUUCGCGAACCUGAAUACGAACAUCUCUAUGCUGCCAGUAUCUUGCCAUACUCAUACAACAUAAUGGUGGGGGUUCCAGUGCCGCCAGCUGGGAAAGUGCUUCUCGGGGAGUCGGUCGAGGAGAGUCGGGUCAAACGUCUGGAGAAGCAGCAGUCUCGGUAUAGGGACAGAGGCGGGAUGUUUGUUCCUGCCGAUACAAACCCUUUGCUUGAUGUGCUGUUGGCGCGGGGCGUCAAUGGCGAGUCACCCCAGAAGCAGCGGUCAAUGGCCCCGUCACCCUCACCGCCUCGAAAGGCAAGAAAGAGUGCAGUCUCGGUUGUCCGCGCGAAGAAGCCCAAAGCUAAGGCGAGCGAUGGCGGCGCGUCUCCUGCCAAAGUAGCCAGGAGAAAGUCAGCCCGGGUCAAACGUGACCCCAAGCCGAAGAGCAGGGCAGCAGUGAAGUCGGUAAAGAAGACGGCUAACCCUGGGCUCGGUGUACAGGACAACGGUGCUCCCACCGCAGGUCCGUCCAAGCUACCUCCAGAACCACCCAGCGGGGCGCGCAUGGGCAAGGCGCGGCUUAAGGCCUCCGGCAUGUAG
This is a messenger RNA of Phanerochaete carnosa HHB-10118-sp, 621 nucleotides long. RefSeq lists its product as uncharacterized. The transcript has 3 exons. Bases 1 to 621 code for a protein of 206 amino acids. The record is from RefSeq and is a predicted model, not a curated record. Lineage: Eukaryota; Fungi; Basidiomycota; Agaricomycetes; Polyporales; Phanerochaetaceae.